CAACUCACCAGUCUGUCAAGCGCCUUUGCGAAAGCAACUGUUUACGCAUUUUCGCCUAUAACAACAAACUAGUUAUCUGUGCCUACAAUGAGUGCGAAGUUACUGGACGCUGAUCUUAUCCUCUCGGGAAACGAACAAUGGAUGAAGCUAGACCAAGAUUGGAAAGCCAUAGACUUAGAGACCGAAGAAGAACCAGCGAAACUGUCUCCAGUAUUCAGUACCUUGGACUUACGGAAGAGCACAUUCGAUUCGUCGUUUCUCUUCAAAAAGGUACGCAGGAAAGUCGGAAGAAAACUGUCGAAAAGGUCGAUGACGUCAGAGCUGGAUUACAAGGAGUUUCUUCACGACUUAGAAGAUGAAGCAAAGGACGAUAAACUGCCUCUAAAACAGUUCUACUUCAUCAGCGGCCAGAUCAUAUCAGCAUUGUCCGUGGAAGAAAUAUGCGAUAAAAUAGAUGAUAUUUUCAAAUCCGUCGAGCGAUUAUGCUCAGCCACCAGCACUAUACGGCAGAAGAAAAAACCGGAAAUGCCAAAAGUAGUACAGUGUAGUAUUUCCGAGAGUGAUAUCCUAGACCUCUCUUUUGAUGACACGAGAGAUUCAGAGAGAGAAAAAUGCGACGAAGAUGAUAUUGACCGUUAUAUAGACGAGGCAUUUGAACAAUUGAAUUCUACUAUAGCAAAUGUGACUGGUGACAAUUUCGAUUGUGAUGAUCAAUCCAGAGAAUCUGUGACCACUUUAGUGAGGAAAUUCAGCAGAAUUUUGAAGAGUCCAGCUGUGAACUGCAGCCCAAGAAGGCAGAGACGUUGUAACUCUAAGUUUCGGGACUUAGCGGAGUUUUGGCAAAAUAAAGUGCUUGAAGGUAAUUGUAAUUAAUAUUUUACAUUUACAUUUGUGGGUAGGUACUUGUGUACUUUGUAAUUUAUUAAUGUCAUUAUUGUAAUUUUAAUAUUCUAUUGUUUUAUUUAGUAAAAUCCUAAAAGAAUUGUUUUAAAGUUUGUUUUUAAAUAAGAAAAUAAAUUAUUACUGUUGUAAGAAA
This is a messenger RNA of Pectinophora gossypiella (pink bollworm), 1036 nucleotides long. RefSeq lists its product as uncharacterized. The coding region runs from base 88 to 873 and encodes 261 amino acids. The transcript has a single exon. NCBI's taxonomy places the organism in Eukaryota, Metazoa, Arthropoda, Insecta, Lepidoptera, Gelechiidae. The record is from RefSeq and is a predicted model, not a curated record.